CAACAUGUUCGUCCACAACAACUCCAAACAUGGCCGACGGGCCCGCAGGCUCGACCCGGUGGAAGGAACGCCGUCUUACCUAGAACACGGAGCAGCUCCCUGCAUUAAAGCCAUCAGCCCCAGCGAGGGGUGGACUACGGGGGGCGCUACAGUCAUCAUCAUAGGAGACAACUUUUUCGAUGGUCUCCAAGUCAUCUUCGGUACCAUGCUGGUUUGGAGCGAGCUGAUCACGCCGCAUGCCAUCCGGGUGCAGACGCCUCCCAGACACAUCCCCGGGGUCGUUGAGGUCACUCUUUCUUACAAGUCCAAGCAGUUCUGCAAAGGCACACCAGGACGGUUCAUAUACACAGCACUGAAUGAGCCAACCAUUGACUACGGUUUCCAGAGGCUUCAGAAGGUCAUCCCUCGGCACCCUGGGGACCCCGAGAGGCUGCCAAAGGAGGUAAUUUUGAAGAGAGCAGCCGACCUGGUAGAGGCCCUCUACGGUUUGCCCCAUAAUAACCAGGAAAUCAUCCUGAAGCGUGCAGCGGACAUUGCAGAAGCUCUCUACAGCGUUCCACGAGGACACACCCAGCUCUCCGGCUCUACCCACAGCGGCAUGAUGGGGGUCAACUCCUUCACAGGGCAGCUGUCCGUCAACGUCUCCGAACCCACACAGGCCAAUCAGGGUUUUGUGCGCAGCAGCAGUAGUGUGUCACCUCAUGGUUACGUGCCCAGCUCCACGCCUCAGCAGACCAGUUACACCUCAGUUACCAGCACCAUGAACGGCUACGCUAACAACACUGGCAUGACCAACCUAGGAGGCUCGCCCACUUUCCUCAACGGCUCUGCAGCCAACUCGCCUUAUGCUAUUGUCCCAUCCAGUCCCACUAUGGCCUCUUCCACCUCUCUCCCCUCCAACUGCUCCUCCUCUUCUGGUGUCUUCUCCUUCUCUCCGGCCAACAUGGUGUCGGCGGCCGUUAAGCAGAAGUCUGCCUUCGCUCCAGUGGUCAGGCCCUCUUCUUCCCCUCCGCCCUCCUGCACUAGUGCCAACGGCAACGGGCUCCAAGAUCAAACAUUUGUGGACUCUAGCAAGUACUCA
Molecule: messenger RNA, 1081 nt
Organism: Morone saxatilis (striped sea-bass)
Lineage: Eukaryota; Metazoa; Chordata; Actinopteri; Moronidae
Product: transcription factor COE1-A-like
Biological process (GO): regulation of transcription by RNA polymerase II
Molecular function (GO): RNA polymerase II cis-regulatory region sequence-specific DNA binding; DNA-binding transcription factor activity, RNA polymerase II-specific
Source: RefSeq, a predicted model, not a curated record